This is a messenger RNA of Hemibagrus wyckioides, 1950 nucleotides long. RefSeq names its product chemerin-like receptor 1. Gene Ontology annotation, molecular function: G protein-coupled receptor activity; complement receptor activity. The coding region runs from base 364 to 1407 and encodes 347 amino acids. Gene Ontology annotation, cellular component: plasma membrane. The record is from RefSeq and is a predicted model, not a curated record. The transcript is spliced from 2 exons. Lineage: Eukaryota; Metazoa; Chordata; Actinopteri; Siluriformes; Bagridae. Gene Ontology annotation, biological process: chemotaxis; regulation of calcium-mediated signaling; phospholipase C-activating G protein-coupled receptor signaling pathway.
GCUAAGCUACUUGCUGCCUUUAAACGACAUCUGAAGAUCCUUUGGAAACUCCUGAUUUUGAUUACUAAUUUUAGUUCUGGUGAAAUAAAGGUUUAUUUUUUUUGACUGAUUAAGUCUGCAGUAAAAAAAAGUCCUUCUUCUUAUGUUGCCCUAGCACUGCAACCACAAACCACAGUGGGCUGCUGCUUAAAUUGUGUUGCCAGCGAACAGAGAAACAUACUGAUGUGAACAUACUGAUGUGUGAAUUGCAGCUCACACUUGUUUUCUUAGAACGGCAACCACCACCAUAAAACUGAACAAUCCAAAAAUCAACUUUGUGAAGAAUUAAGAAGAAUUUUAAAGGGAAUCUUUUAGAAUUUCACCAUGGACACGACAGAGUUCAUGUUUGAUUACGUAUCUACUGACUAUGCAAACUACACGGAAUAUAACGUGACGUAUGACACGGAGGAGCCUCACGAUGUACACCACAGUUGCUUUAAAGAGAUUCCAUGCAUGUUGUUGCUGGUGGUGAAUGUGAUCAUAAUCCUGCUGGGGAUUGUGGGAAAUGGUGUGGUGAUUUGGAUAGCAGGGUUUAAGAUGAAGAAGACUGUUAAUACCACCUGGUACCUCAGCCUAGCCAUUUCCGACUUCAUAUUUUGUGCCACCUUGCCCUUCAACACCUUCUACAUAGUCACAUCUGACUGGACCUUUGGACUUUUCAUGUGUAGGUUCACCUCCUUCGUAAUGUUCCUCAACAUGUUCAGUAGCAUCUUUCUUCUUGUCAUCAUCAGUGUGGAUCGCUGCAUGGCUGUCAUGUUCCCUGUUUGGUCACAGAACCAGCGUACCAUAAGGAAGGCUUCAUUGAUAGUCCUUCUUGCAUGGAUCUUAGCAGUCUCCUUGAGUAUCCCAUCCACCAUUUUCCGUGAAGUAAAGCACCAUCUAGGCAGAACCCGGUGUCACAAUAAUUACAAUAGCCAGGACAUUCACUCAUCUGUAGCCAUCUGCCGAUUUAUUUUUGGCUUUCUUAUACCUUUUCUGGUUAUUAUUGUCUGCUACUCAGUCAUCAUCUUCAAGCUGAGAAGCAACCAGAUGGCAAAGUCCACCAAGCCGUUCAAAAUCAUGACCGCUCUCAUCGUAACUUUCUUCAUCUGCUGGCUGCCAUAUCACACAUUCGUGCUAGCUGAACUGACCCAGAGCCUCUCUAAUGAUGUUAUUGUCAUUGGGCUCAAGAUUGGAACAUCAGUCGCUUCGGCCAACAGCUUCCUCAAUCCGAUUCUUUACGUAUUCAUGGGUAAUGAUUUCAGGCAGAAGUUUAAGAACUCCAUCCUGUCUAAGAUCGAGAACGCAAUAGGAGAGGAAGGACGCACUGUGAGCCGCUACUUAUCCCGAUUUAGUUCUGUGGACGCCAGAGCAUCAACUCACAUCUGAUAUGGAUCAUGUUCUGGAGGGAAAUAUACACCUUUGACUAAUCCACUGUGAUUAAAUGCAUUUCAAUUUUAAUUUUAUAGCACUUUGUAUAUUCAUAAAUCCAGAUGAACAAGCCAGAGAGGCAAUCAAAAAACAAAACAAAAAAAAAAACACACAUGAAGACGACAUGAAGAAAAUGUCUUUGAAACAUGUAAAACAUUCGCCUCUGGAUUACACACUGGAUAAAGGGAUUAUGAAGCAUAGCUGGUUGAAAUUAUUAUGAUUUGAUAAACAGCAGGAGUUGUUUACUGUGCUAUCAAUAAAUAAAUAAAUCAGUGCACCUUUUCAGUGCAAUAAGACCUGCUAUCAGGGCUUCUACUUCAUUCAGCUUUUCCCUUCAGGGGUCGCCACAGCGAAUCAUCUCUCUCCACCUAUCCCUAUCUACUGCAUCCUCAACACUUACACCCACUAGCUUCAUAUCCUCAUUUAUUACAUCCAUAUACCUCCUCUUUGGCCUUCUAUGACCUGCUAUCAGGUAAACUGUACAAAUUCAGGAUAUUUCAG